This is a messenger RNA of Malus domestica (apple), 1532 nucleotides long. Its product is annotated as transcription factor MAMYB-like. NCBI's taxonomy places the organism in Eukaryota, Viridiplantae, Streptophyta, Magnoliopsida, Rosales, Rosaceae. Gene Ontology annotation, molecular function: Hsp70 protein binding; ribosome binding. Gene Ontology annotation, cellular component: cytosol. Gene Ontology annotation, biological process: 'de novo' cotranslational protein folding; regulation of translational fidelity. The record is from RefSeq and is a predicted model, not a curated record.
UUCCUCAAAAGAAACUUAAUAAGUAAAUUAAGGAAAAAUGGGAACGACGUCGCGUGGUUGGUUUAUUUUGGUCGCUACGUCUCUGAAAUGUCAAUCUUGUCGGUUCCGUUCCCAGACUGAGUCCAACCGGAUCUACUCCAGGCUGAGGUUCCAGCCGCAGGCUGGAUAUUAUUGAUACAUACCUUCCUAUUUUACCUUUCAGCGAUGCUUCCUAAGCAAAGCCUUCACGUUUGACCUUCAGAAGAACCACAAGGACUACUAGCAAGCUCUAAGAUCCAAAAAUGGAGUUUUUGGAUGAGGACGCAAGGCCAAGGUUCCUUUUCCAAUCCAAAGCAGUAGCUUCUUCUGCUGCAAACCCACAACCCUAUUACAAGAAUCUCAGCAAACCAUUCUUUUUUUUAACCGUCUUGAUCUCAUUUCUGUUACUGGGUCUUGCCUUCUUCUUCCUCCAAAAUGAACCCUACCAAUCUCUCCUCAUUUGGGCCGCUCUCUCCCUCCUCAUCAGCCAAUUCGCUCCUGCACCCGUCACUGGUGGUGACAUCCGGGUUGGUCACGGCCCAGUCAUGGACUUUCCAGAAAUUGCAACCCAUGUAGAGGACGAAUCGAAGAAGAGGGUGUCUCAAAAUAGAUCAAAACUGCGUUGGUUUGAUGAAUUGGGGACAGAUUUGAUGCCAGUGGCCAAAACUGUUAGUGGGUGUUUGAGAGAAGAGAAAAAGAGUGAGGCUUCCGAAGGUAAUGGUAAUGGAUCAGUGGUUUUUGGUGAAGAGAUGGAGUGGGUUGAGGAGGAUGCUGAGUUUUUAAAGAAACUACUGUUGAAGCACCCCGUGGGGAAGCUGAGACGGUGGGAGGUUAUCGCCGAGUCGUUUCAAGGAAGGCAUAAGGUGGAGAGUGUGAUCAAGAAGGCUAAAGAAUUGGGAGAGAAGAAAGUGAGUGAUUCAGAUUCAUAUGCAGAGUUUUUGAAGAAGCGUAAGCCCAAUGACAAGAAAUUUGAAAGUGGGAAUCUAGAGAUGGGUGAUGAGUUGAUGGCGGAAAAUGGUGAAGUGAAGAAAGAGAGUUGGGCUUCUACUGAAGACAUUGCAUUGCUCAAUGCCCUGAAGGCAUUUCCAAAGGAAGUGUCAAUGAGGUGGGAGAAGAUUGCAGCUGCUGUGCCCGGGAAGUCGAAGGCUGCUUGUAUGAAGAGAGUUGCUGAGUUGAGGAAGGGUUUUCGGAGCGCCAAGGCUGCUAGCGAAGAGUAGAUGAAGAUUGACUGAUCAAUUUUGAACCGCAUAUGCAUUUUGCAUUGAGGAGAUAAUUUUGAUGAUUAAUGUUUGUUUCUUUGAUUUUAUAAAUUAAAAUUGAGAAUUGUUGCGUAUGGUUGAUUCGUAGGCAAUUUCAUAUCAAUAGUUCCAUUGGAGUUUGGUGAUUGGCAGCCAUUACAAUCAUGAAUGCUGUAACUCAUACUCCCAUCUGGUUUCAUCCAAUAUCAUUUGUAUAAACCCCAUGGGAUGACAUACAUUUUACAAAUAAAAUAUCUCGAUGGUAUAUUUGCAGAA